UUCUCUCUCUAUAAAUGUUGUCGAAGCUGCUACCUGCCCUAACCAGCCGAGUUGAGAGGUGUUAGUCUUCGUAAGCGGUGUGUGUGCGCGCUUGCUUGCUUCGCGAGAUGGCCAAACCGAGCUUUCAGUGUCUGGGAACGUCCAUUGACGUACCGAACGUCCAAGCUCUUGCAGCUUCCAUCGCAAACCCGGCUGACGUCCCUCCUCGAUACGUCAGGCCGGAAGCCAAGGCUGAUCCCGUCGUUAGCGACGGCGACAGCGAGCUUCCGGUCAUCGAUUUCUCCAGGCUCCUCCAUCACCGUUUCUCUCGGGAAGAGUCUGCUAAGCUCCACCACGCCUGUGCAGACUGGGGCUUCUUCCAGUUGAUAAAUCACGGAGUUCCCGAUCAAGCGAUGGAGAACAUGAAGGCUGAUAUAGUAGAAUUCUUUAAGCUUCCCUUGGAAGAGAAGAAGGCAUCUGCGCAGUUGCCGAACAGCUUGGAAGGUUACGGCCAAACCUUCGUCGUGUCUGACGACCAAAAGCUGGACUGGGCGGACAUGCUGUACCUCAUAACUCGACCACUGCACUCGAGGAACAUCGAUCUCUGGCCCGCUCAACCUCUCACUUUCAGAGACUCUCUCUCUUGCUACUCCAUGGAGCUGAAGACCGUAGCAGGUGAUAGAAGAUGA
Musa acuminata subsp. malaccensis (wild Malaysian banana) is the source of this 668-nucleotide messenger RNA. Lineage: Eukaryota; Viridiplantae; Streptophyta; Magnoliopsida; Zingiberales; Musaceae. The record is from RefSeq and is a predicted model, not a curated record.